AUGCCUGUGUUGGUCGCUUUGACGUCGAUCACAAAUUCGUUUCUUGUGAUCGUUCUUUCGCAGAAACAUCUACGCACUCCAACCAACUAUGUUCUUCUCGCUAUGGCGGUCACUGAUUUACUAACAGGGUUAACGUCAGUUCCAUGGUUUCUUUACUAUUACACACUGAGGGGAUACACGAUUGACGAGAAGUGGGGUCUGGAGCCGUUUUGGUGUCAUGCACAUCCUUAUCUUUCGCAAAUGAUACCAACGAUUUGGCAUACGGCUGCCAUAUGGCUCACGGUAUUCCUGGCUAUUCAACGCUACGUUUACGUGUGUGUACCGAGCAGUGUGCACCGAUACUGUACACCGAGGACGACCAAACUUUGUAUUAUGACCAUUGUCUGCUUGGCGGUCGUCGCCGAAAUCCCCGAAUUAUUUGGGAAAUAUAUGGAAUCGCGAUACGAUGGCGAUCGUGCAAUAUGUAACCUUCAUUAUGCGCCAUGGGUACUCGAGGUGCUUGGCGUGCAGUUGUUUUACUCGAUAUACUAUUGGUUUCGUGUCAUCUGCGUUCAUGGAAUACCCUGUUUUAUGUUACUGAUUUUCACAUGUAAGUUAUCGACUACGAUAAAAGCGGCUGAAAUCCGGAAAAGGAGUUUCAUUACGAACAGUGCAGCCGAUCAGUGGUCGUCGGUCGAACAGAGACGGAGUUCGGUUGCCACGGGACCCGGCCGGUCGCUGUAUGCGACCAAUAGGAUGCUUUCCGUUAUCUGCUCUGUAUUUCUGAUGCUAGAGGUAAGCAUUGUUGAGGUACGGUAUUGCAGCGCUAGUCGCGAUUGUGGAUAUCGGAGAAUCCUCAGGAAAAUUAUACUAUCUGCUGCAGGAUUUAACAGCUCUUACGCAAGCACUUCUACAGCAUAA
This is a messenger RNA of Toxocara canis (dog roundworm), 900 nucleotides long. Lineage: Eukaryota; Metazoa; Nematoda; Chromadorea; Rhabditida; Toxocaridae. The record is from the annotation of a GenBank genome assembly.